Molecule: messenger RNA, 6571 nt
Organism: Synchiropus splendidus (mandarinfish)
Lineage: Eukaryota; Metazoa; Chordata; Actinopteri; Syngnathiformes; Callionymidae
Product: carboxyl-terminal PDZ ligand of neuronal nitric oxide synthase protein
Exons: 11
Coding region: 230-2137 (635 amino acids)
Molecular function (GO): nitric-oxide synthase binding
Source: RefSeq, a predicted model, not a curated record
GGGGGAGAGAGGCGGUGAGAGAAGGCAGCAGUUGACACAAACACCCAGAGCCGCAUCACCUGCGGGACAGAACCUCCCGGCUGCGGAGACGUCCGCGGACACGAGAGCGCAGCAGGAUUCCCAGUAGCAAAAGGUGUAUUUUCUCGACAGCCACAAUGGACAGCGUGUCUUUCGCGGAGCUUCGUCGCGUUUCUGUCGGAUUUUAGCUCGUCGACGCUGUUUUCCGGGGAUGCCCUCCAGAAACCGGUAUAACCUGGUGGACGAUGUGGCGGACUCCAGACUCCCGCUGCACAACGAGGAGGCGUACCAGCACGGUAUCUCCUUCACCGCCAAGUAUGUGGGGAGUCUGGACGUGCCCAGGCCGAACAGUCGCAUGGAGAUUGUGGCGGCCAUGCGAAGGAUCAGGUAUGAAUUCAAGGCCAAAAACAUCAAGAAGAAGAAGGUCAGUCUGGUGGUGUCUGUGGAUGGAGUCAAGGUGAUCCAGAGGAAGAAGCAGAAGAGGAAAGAGUGGACGUGGGAUGAAAGCAAAAUGAUGAUCAUGCACGACCCCAUCUACAGGAUUUUCUACGUAUCACAUGACUCUCAGGACUUAAAGAUCUUCAGCUACAUCGCCAGAGAUGGAUCCAGUAAUUCCUUCAGAUGUAACGUCUUUAAGUCCAAGAAGAAGAGUCAGGCCAUGCGUAUUGUGCGGACGGUGGGCCAGGCCUUUGAGGUUUGCCAUAAGCUGAGUCUGCAGCAUGCUGAGCAGGAUGCAGAUGGACAAGCAGAUGGAGAGAGUGACAAGUCCACGGAGGAGUCCAGCAGUCAUGGACGUAAACUGACUGGUGCAGAGAAAGAAGAGGAUGAAGAUGGUAAAGAAGCAGGAGGAGGAGCAGCAGAGACUGCGGCCAGCUCCUCGUUGUGUGAAAAAGCUGUCAGUGAAAUUCUCCAGAGUCUUUCUGAGCUGAACGUGGUGAAGACCGGACCGACCGUCAUGGACUGUGACGGGCGGUCCGUCUUCACCGUGAAGUCCCAGGGUAUGAGUCCCGCCAGCCCCUGCUCUCCGUCUCUUACCCCUCUGGCGUCGCAGCAUUACCUACAGCUGCUCCAGCAUCAGCUGCAGCAGCAACAGCAGCACACGCAGGUGGCAGUUGCACAGGUGCAGCUGCUGAAAGAUCAGAUGGCUGCGGAAACGGCAGCUCGUAUGGAGGCGCAGGCUCGAGUCCACCAGCUGCUGCUGCAGAACCGCGACCUGCUGCAGCACUUGGCCCUGCUGGUGCAGCAGCUGAAAGAGCUGGAGGGUCGAUCCCCAAAGACCUCACUGUCUGGAGAAACGCAGCAGGAACCUCAAACUAAUCUUGACGAUACACCGCAAUCAACAAGCAGUUUAGUUACCACCAUCAACGCUCUUCAUCUGAACCUGAAGAAGCAGUACCAGGCGGAGAUCAUUACCUCCACGCCAGCAUGGCCCCUCCAGUCCAGAAUCAUCUCCCCGAGCCAGGUGGACUCUGCAGAGUCCUACCUCAACCUGCUCAACCUGGAGAACAACACCAAGACCAUCAAUGGGGACCUGGACCCUUUUAUCCGAGCCAACGGGAUGGCCGACCCCAAGGAGGCCGGGCAGGUGGCCCUGUUCACACCAAGAAACUCAAUCAACUUGGAUGACAAGUCUCAUCCCACCAUCCCCAAGCUGGAUCCGCCUCCUCCUUCCUUCAACCGAAAGCGAGCCAGCCGCACCUUGUCUCCGGGGUCAGAGGUCACGGCUAAUGAUGCGGCGGCGAGCCGCAGCAGCAGCCUCUCGUUCCCCGACGUCACUCCCAGCUCGCUGUCGUCCGCCGACUUCCAGUCGCUCAGCAACGGGGAGAGCAGCUCCAGCGAGGACUCCGGGGUCCGCUCGGAGACCAAGUCGCUCUUCUCACCUGUACGGGACGAUGACGACCUUUUCGGUGACAGGGGGACGUUCCUGACAGCCUGUGACAGUCCUCCUGAAGAGCGGAGCUUCUGUGAACCCCAGACGCUCAUCUCUAACUCAACCCUCGGUGACCCCCGAGUCCCCGCCUCCUCACCGCUGAACAACACCUGCCUACACAUCAGCUUCUCUGACGACGAGCUGCUGGACAACAGCUCGGAGGAGGCCAACGUCCCUCAGCGGAGUUAAACAUGUCCGUCCUUCAUUCCCGAAAACACAAGUUACUGAUGUGUGCUCUGCCAUCUAGAUGCUUAGCUGUCGGACAGAUUUAGUAUUUUUGUAAUGAAAAACCAUGACUGAAUUCUAGAAAGUACAGUAGCUGGUGGAAAGACAUGUAGUGACUGUUGCACCACUGAGGUCAAAGGUGACGAGAGGAACACAUUUUAUUUUUGCUAGUCAUCUGUGUUCGGACACUGUCGGGGUCCAGGCAUUUAAGUUUCCAUUAUUUAUUGAGGUUUUCAAAUCUAAACAUCUGAGUGUGACAGAAGCUAUGUUGUUUUUUUUCCUAAAGAAUCAUGAGCUUUGCCAUGUGCUGCUUGGACCCCGAUGUUGAUGUUUGUCACCGCCCUGUUGAGAAGAGCCUCUCCGUCUGUGAGGCACCUGAGCCGACUGAAGGUGCAAGAACGUGAGACGAAAGAGAAGGAGAGCUAAUGUAGUGGGUCGUAGCAAAGGCAGGGCGUUGUUUUCCAUGUGCUGCCGUGCGUGUUCUCAAGCAACGCGCUCAAAUGGUGAUGAGGAGACUGGUGAGAAAAGAUGGUUCCUUUAAUAUGAGACCACAGUGACCGUACACACUCAUGUAUGAAGUCGAGGUUUUCCAUUAGUUUGAGCUGACAUAUGAGAGUUUGAACAAUAGUCUGAAAUGUUUGAGGAGCAAAUGUCAGCCUGAUAAAUAGCUUCAGCACCAGGCAUCGCUUAAUAAUGUUCCAGAUCAAAUACAAAUGAAUCAUGGAACCAUGUGUCUUCAAUUAAUCUUUUGUGUAUUUAUUUACAAAGUAUUUUUACUGAACUUACACAAUAGUUUGUUUUCAGAGAAGGAUUUGGCAGCAGGUUUGUAGCAGGACUAGCGUGUUAGUGGACUCUGGCCUAGAAGAAGUAGAGUGACAGUGCAGGGAUGAAGAGCAGCAGGAGCGCGAGGAGAUAGAUGGAAGGUGCCGCUGUGAAAUGACCAUCAACGCAGCAUUUGAUUCCGGGAAUGGAGGCUCUCCCCAACAUGGCGGUGACAGGAAAUCUAUCACAGCAAUAAACAUGGGUGGAGCAUCAUGGUGAAUAAAAAUAGAUGACAAUUUUAGAGAGAUGUGCUUUGCCUCUGUUUGUUGGGAGUUAUAUUUCAGUGUUUACCCCUUUUUGUAAAUCUCUCUCUCUCAUUCUCUCAUACUGGACAGUCAUCCUUACUCUCUGUGUUCUGUAUGCACCUUAGUUCAGAUUUCAUUCUCCUAUGUUUGUUCUCCAUAUCACUUCAUUUUGUCUGUGCUUGUCCAUGCAGCAACGUUCUAUUUGUUCAUCUCUCGACUGACUUUGUGUGGACCGGUGAUGCGUAGAUGAGGUAUCAUGAAACAGUGUUGCAGGGUUGAUGAAACAGAGUCCUAAUUUUCAGAGGCCACUAGGUGCCGCUCUUCGGUCAUGAAAAUGAACAUAAAAAUUAUUUAAACUAUUUUUCCUACUUACUUCUCGGCGUGAGGCCCGUCCUCGAGCACAAUCUAAUGUCUUGUAAUCUGGAGUUCACUUCCCCCAAAUUCUGAGCUAAAUGACAGAAUUCUGAUAUUGAAAUAAGUCGAGGCCCAUUCAUGCAGGUACAGACGGAGCCUUCUGUCUGCGAUAUAUUUUAUGGACUCACCGACCACUGCCUCCUACAGCGCUGCCGUCGUUUUCCUCUUUUGCGCAGGAGGCACAUUAUUAAUGGGUCUUCCACAGUCGCCAUGUUGGUUUGGGAUUUUGUUGUGGUCAUGAACGUUUGACUGUGGGCUGCUCCCCCUGGUGGAUAUAUUGGUGAACAGCAAUACCAACACAAAGACAUGGAUGCUUGUGAUCCGUGACUGUAACAUCAUCUGAAAAAGAUGGGCACAAUUUUGUUUUUGUUAUAAUAAUAGUAAACUAUAAUUUGCAUAAGUGAUGAUCAAAUGUUGCAUUGAACAUGUUGACAGUGAUCAAAGAACAGACUAAUAGACAGCCAGUUUAAACUCUUUAGACCAGUGGUAGAACGAUUAGACGUUUUUGCUCACUGAGAAUUGUGCCGUUUGUUUUGUUUUUUUUCUUCCGGAAUCCACUUCUAUACUCAACAAAGAGUGCAGAGUUGAGCUUUGAACUUCACUUGCCUUGUUUGUGUACUUAGUAGCGCUGUUGUCCCAACUUCAUUCUUCAGUUUUGUUUUUUUUCUUGCAGUUGUGAUAUUUAUCUUAGGGACCACUUGAGCAAAGCGGGUGCGUGCGCGGGCAGCGUCAACACCCUGUGGUUGAAGUGAGCACACUUCAAAUUGGAUCUGCCCAAAGGUCAUAACCCAACAGUCUCACAGGAAAGCUACACUGAAUUCACGGGGCUCCAUUAACUUCUUGCGAUGGAGGCUAGUUACCCCACUUUGAAGUUGCUUUGAAAAGUGAACACUACUUUUAGAAGAUGGCGGUAUUCUAAUCUGAUUUAAUAACUAGGAUUUUAUAAGCGGCUCUUAAGUCGUCUGCUCAGGAAAGUAGUUCAGAAUCUUUUUUUCUCCUUCAACACGUUCUCAUCUCUUUCCUACUAGAUGACAAGAACUUGAUCUGAAAUUUUCAAAUAUCAGGAUCAUUCAAGAAACUGCCCUCCACAAAAGCCAACCUUGUUUUGUCUGAUCCCUCUGGCCUUUUAUUCACUGACGUUAACUAUUCCUCCUCCUCCUCCUCGUUGUCACAGUCGGCAUUUUCAGCUCUCGCACUGGCGAACCCGGGCGUUUCUUGUCACCAACUGUCUGGAAGGUGCCUUUUUAAAGGCUGUUUCAGCUGCGUCACACUUAACAAGAUGUCAGGUGACUGCAUGAAAGUGUAGGGCAGGGGAAGCCUAACUGUUCCAGGACGCUGGCUGGCUUUCGGUUGACAGUAGGAGGAGGCAGAUCCAGCUGAGGGGCUGGGUGAAAGGCUGGAAUGAGAGCGGGGAAUCGGCAGCAGUCUGGUGAUCUCUGCAGAGGAUCCCGUGUUGGCCGUGUUUAAUUCAUGUCCUUCCCAAGUUCCCUGAAUAAUGGACAUGAAGCGUGUUUGAAAGCUGCGGAUCCGCUGAUCCCGCUGAUGCUCUCCUCCCCUGUGAGCAGUGGCUGUAGUGGAUCUGGGAUCAAUCACACCUACCUGCCAGGAGUCUGAUCGAAGAGGCGAGAGUCUCCCAGGCUUUCACACACGUUCCACAUAGAGCUGGGUUGGCUCUUAAUGGUCCGGCUGCUGGAGUGAUCAAAGAUCUUCAGCUGUUCAGCUCUGAUUCUGUCUAGUUUUUAUUAGUUAUUAAUCGCUUUUUUUUUUCAUUUUAACUGAUCAAACUGCACAGUUGAAGUUUUCAUUUUCAUUAUUGAAUGACCCUCGAAAUCAACGUUUUAAAAGCAAUCUUUUAGAACAUGUGAAACAGCCUGUCGCUUGUUGAUGAAACAAAACAAAACAUCUCAAUAGAUGUAACUGAAAACAAAUAACAGCAUAAAAGUAUCAUUCACUGUGUGAAACACAGUUUCACAUGACUCUGAACACACAUUCUUAAUGUGUGUUUGGAAGUGUAAUAUCCCCAGUUGAUAUUAAAAAUAACAUAGAAAUUCAGGCAAUGCUCACAUUCACAUAACUGAAAAUUAGAAGUUUUGUUAGAAUCAGAAAAAAACAUUUAAAUUUUGUGUAUAGUGUGAGAACGUGAAAAAUAUUAAUUCUCAGCUUCCAGAAAACUUAACUUUUUUGUCCAGCCCCUUCUGCAGGUUUAACAGAGGCUACUCUAUAGUUUCCUUUUCUGUCGUUUCAACAAAAGUGUUUGCCGUUUGUAUAUUUUUGAUGGUGUCUCCAACUCACCUCGACCUGUCAAUCAGCCACACUUGACUAUGUCGCGCAACACGGCAUCAUGCCGGAAAUGGAGCAACUCAUCCAUAAGAUAUUUAUCUUACUCAUCUAAAAGUACACAGCAUUGUUCAGAAUGUUAUUGAAUCCUUUUUUUUUUCCAAUCUAUUCAUUGGUUCAUUUUCCGUUGUCUGAAGUGGUGGAGCUGCGCCUUGGAGCCCUCCAACACCUCAUCGCCCUUGAGACACCCAACUUUAUUCUUCCUAGUUUCAGUUAAUAUUUUCAGUUAAAUUCUUGAAGUGCUGAAUUAUGUAAAUGCACUCUCCAAUGAUAUUUUAUCAGUUAAUUUUCAUAAUAAAAACAUAAUAUUCACUCAGUUCUGCAGCCGGAUUUUAGUGCUGGAUUCAUGUUAGAACAGGUAGAAGUGGUUGUGUAGAGACGAGGAAGAUGCCAUCGUGAAAAUGAGUCCAGAAACUAAAAUCAACUGCUCCGGAUCAAUAUUAAUUUUGUCCUAUGAAUACACCUACAUUGGACCUUCACUUAGUUUAGUUCAUUUCCAAAUCAUUCUCACACACAGCGACUCUUUUCCAGUGACUUUUGUCUCAUGUGCUGACGGCACAAUCGGCGUGUUGGCUACAAA